Molecule: messenger RNA, 705 nt
Organism: Coccomyxa subellipsoidea C-169
Lineage: Eukaryota; Viridiplantae; Chlorophyta; Trebouxiophyceae; Coccomyxaceae
Product: galactose oxidase
Exons: 5
Coding region: 1-705 (234 amino acids)
Molecular function (GO): protein binding
Source: RefSeq, a predicted model, not a curated record
AUGGAGUUCCCCAGGUAUGUUGGCAAUGGUGAUGACCAGGACGGGUGGUCAACAGUUGCCCCCAUGUCAAAGAUUCGUGGAAGCCUGGCUCUGAGCUUCCUGGGAGGAACUUUCUAUGCAAUUGGCGGCGGCAUUCCUUCUGAGCAGUACUCAUUGGUCGAAGGAUACAAUCCCAUCACAGACCGAUGGAGGAUGCUGCCACAAGGAUUGGAGACGCCCCGCUUUGCACUGGCAUCCUCCGUUGUCAAGGGCUCCAUAGUGUGCGUGGGUGGCCUGAAGGGCACUGAGUACCUGGACACUGCAGAGACCUUUGACCCAAGGGAGGGCAGGUGGAUGACACUGCCUUCGCGCAUGUCAUCGAGGCGCGGCAGCUUUGCAGUGUGCACUCUGGGGGAGACGAGUCUGCUGGCGAUCGGGGGCUUCAAUGGCUCGGAGAGCGUGGCGUCCUGCGAAGUGCUCGACCUGCGCUCCGGCAAAUGGCGGCCGGCAGCGUCCAUGUCAGCCGGGCGCGCCUUUGGUGGCGGAGUCGCUGUCAAUGCUGACCAGGCACUGGCGUUUGGAGGGCUCGCCUCAAAUAUGCAGAAUUACAAUACUGCCAUGGAGAUGUACUCCCUCAAGGAUGAUGCCUGGACUCCAUUCAUGCCAGCAGGAGGUCCCGGAAGCCUCAUGCGAGCCUUUUUCUCUGCCGUAGCUGUGGAGCAGUAG